Molecule: messenger RNA, 609 nt
Organism: Acanthosepion pharaonis
Lineage: Eukaryota; Metazoa; Mollusca; Cephalopoda; Sepiida; Sepiidae
Source: the annotation of a GenBank genome assembly
AUGAUUGCUUUAAUUCAUAUAAUAUCUAUCUAUCUAUCUAUCUAUCUAUCUAUCUAUCUAUUACACAUGCACACACACUAUAUACAUAUUAAUCUUUAUCUAUCUAUCUAUCUAUCUAUCUAUCUAUCUAUCUAUCUAGUUGGUCAUCAAGAUUUUUGUGACGAGAUGAUUCUGCACUGGAACCGGAAAUCCAUUAUGUACAUCUACAUAAUUUCCUUCUCACUCGUCUUGUCACGUGUUCUAUGCCAACAGCCAAUGAAAGUUGCAGACAAACACCAAUGCGUCGUCCAUGUAUCUGAACAAUCAAUAAAACGUUUCAAUGAGAGACUGGAAAACGGAAAGAGUGUAUUUUUCUUUCAAACUGAAUACGACUCAAAAGAAGCCGAUGACUUAACCAAAUCAAAACCAGAUGAUCAUUUUGCAAAUCCCAACGAAUACAUGUGGUUAUACGAUGGAGAAAAAGGAUUACCAGUUUAUAUGACCAUGCCGUAUUCUGAUUACUUUCCUUUGCACUUUCAUAUUUUCUUUCCUUUGUAUUUUCGAAUUGCUCAUCUGUAUCGUCUAUUAUGGCUUCCCUUUUCUACAGAUCUUAUUUGCAAUUCCUUAUAG